AUUGAUAAUCACAUCAAAGACAAAGCCAUAAUCUUAAGAAGAAAAAAAAAACAAACAUGGAGGUGAGUAUUCAAUCUCAAUCCACUGUCCUUCCCUCCAAACCAACCCCUAAUCCAAAACUCUUCUCAUUAUGUGAACAAAUCAAGCUUCCUACUCAUGUUCCUCUAAUCUGCGUAUACAACUCACGAAAGCAUAAAAACACAUCAACUUUGUUUGAAACACUUAGAAACUCUCUUAGCCAAGUUUUGGUUAUUUACUAUCCACUAGCUGGAAGAUUGAAUUGGAUCAAAGGUGGAAGAUGGGAACUUAACUGCAACGCCAAAGGAGCAAUUCUAUUAGAAGCUAAAUGUGAAACUAACUUGAAAGAUUUGGGUGAUUUUGUGCCGAAUAAUUUGGUGUCACAACUCAUACCAAGUAUUAAUUACAAUCUUCCCAUGGAAGAUAUUCCCUUAUUAGCAGUGCAACUAACGAGUUUCCGAUGUGGCGGUUUUACGUUAGGCAUUGCCUUGUGUCGUGCAGUAAUGGACGGAACGGCAAACACAUGUUUCAUGAAUACAUGGGCUAAGUUGGCGCGUGGGGAGAGUUUGAAUGAAAUAGAGUUGCCUUAUCACGACCGAACUUUGUUAAAUUCACAAAAACUCACGAAUUCGUCUAUGUUUUUCAGGCAUUGUGAGUUUGAGGAGUCUCCUGUCUGGACGGGUUCUGAAUUGGGAGACACCGGAGAAGUUAGUGUUGCUAUUGUGAAACUCACACGAGAGCAAGUUUUCAAACUCAAGAAAAAAGUUCACUCUCACGUGAGUUUCCAACCUACCUUCAAAGAUGUUUGUGCUUUAAAACCUUAUUCAACUUUUGAGGUUAUUGCAGGACAUCUUUGGAGGUGUGUUAGUCAAGCACGUUACAUUGAAAAUAAUGAUCAACUCACGAGGUUGACAACGUUAGUUGAUAGUAGAAACCGAUUAAAACCUCCGCUUCCUAUUUACUAUGCUGGGAAUGCAGCAUUUCCAACUGUGACAUCGACGCGGUCCUUUAAUGAUGUUAUUUCCCGGCCAUUGGGUAAUGUUGUUGAGGAUGUUAGGAAAGCAGUUGAUAGGGUGACUGGAGAGUAUGUAAUGUCGGCACUUGGUUAUAUAGAUAGGGAGAAUGACAUGAAUUUGCUAAGGUAUAAUAUUUUUCAAUACCCUACAAAGAGUGUACAUGAGGGUAAAUUUUUGAGAAAUCCUAAUCUUUUUGUUGUAAGUUGGAUGAAUUUUUCGCAUAAGGGUGUAGAUUUUGGGUGGGGAGGACCUGGUUAUUUUGGGCCCGGGCAUAUGGAUUCUAAAGGGAAGGCCUUUGUUAUGAAUAAUGGUUAUGGAGAUGGCAUUGUGGUGGCGAUUUCUUUGGAGGCAUCUUGUAUGGAUAAUUUUAACAAGUUUUUUUAUGGUGACAUUGAUGAGCUUUGUGCUUCCAAAUUAUGAAAGGCGUGGUACCAAAGUUUGGUAUUGAAUUUUUUUGUUGAUCCUUCGUCAAAUAGAGGUCUAAUGUUGCGGAUGGUGAGUGUUGUGUGAGCUGUAUUAGUUUUUGGGUUAAGGAUUUGUAUAUUUCCCAUUUAACUUUUUGUCUUUCUUGUGCUUUGUAACACUGAUAAAGUACAUUUUGUGUGCUUUCUAUUGUAGGUUUUAUAUUCAUGAGUGUAAAUCUCUUGAAAAUCUUCAUAGAAGUUUUAUAUCCAUGUAAAAAUAUGUUUUUCUUUUGUUUUGUUCAUAUAUAUGACACAGUCGAAAUCUC
Molecule: messenger RNA, 1764 nt
Organism: Vicia villosa (hairy vetch)
Lineage: Eukaryota; Viridiplantae; Streptophyta; Magnoliopsida; Fabales; Fabaceae
Product: hydroxycinnamoyl-CoA:piscidic acid hydroxycinnamoyltransferase-like
Exons: 1
Coding region: 57-1454 (465 amino acids)
Molecular function (GO): acyltransferase activity, transferring groups other than amino-acyl groups
Source: RefSeq, a predicted model, not a curated record